Messenger RNA from Phytophthora nicotianae INRA-310, 985 nucleotides. RefSeq lists its product as hypothetical. Gene Ontology annotation, biological process: cellular response to hypoxia. The record is from RefSeq and is a predicted model, not a curated record. Lineage: Eukaryota; Oomycota; Peronosporomycetes; Peronosporales; Peronosporaceae. Bases 137 to 985 code for a protein of 282 amino acids. The transcript has a single exon. Gene Ontology annotation, molecular function: peptidyl-proline dioxygenase activity; L-ascorbic acid binding; ferrous iron binding.
GGAGCCGUUCACGCGCGACUACGAGCGUUUGCAUCGUAAAGUCACCAAAGAAGCAUGUGAACAACUGGACGAGAAGGGAUACGUGGUCAUCGACGAGUGUUUCGGCCAUGGUUGGGCUAGUGCGUUGCUUGAGGAGAUGCGGUGGCUCAACGACCAGAACCAUUUCCAGCCGAACAAGACGCAAUUCGCACUGACACAGAAGGGAACGGAUGGCAAACCGCAAGCUUUCCACUUCGUCAAGCCGCAUAUCUUCGAAGUGGAUUUACACGAUGCUUCCUUGCGCACCAAAGUGCCCGAACUAGACGCACUGUUCCACUCAACGGAGUUGCCGGAUGCUUUGACAAAGUAUUUGCCUCAAUACGACUUGCAGUUCAGCACUUCGGAUCGGACGCUCAAGUUGCAACGCAACGCUGGACACGGAGGUUGUUUCCCGUGCCACUACGACAACCCUGGCGCUCCCAACAAGCGAAAAGUGACGUGUUUGUUGUAUCUAAACGACGGCUGGGAACAAGGUGACGGUGGCGAGGUGCAACUUUUUCCCUUCUUGCAACAACCUGUGACUGUGGCGCCGAAAAUGGAUCGCGUGGUGCUUUUCCAAAGCGAUUGCAUGUUGCAUCGAGUAUUGCCAUCCCACGCUGAGCGUUAUGUGCUUACAAUUUGGCUGGAUGGUGCAAAAGUGAACGCACCCAAAGAUUCGCAAUUGAGACUGACACAGAGCGAUUUGGCCGAUUGGUUUGGCUUCUUGGAGCGAUUGCGCCGAUCUCCUGUACAGCGACUGUUGUCCAGAGGAGUGUACGAGGAGGAAUACUACGAGUCACUGAUGGAAUGUAUGCAAAGUACGUCCACCGCGGGCUGCGUGGAGCUGCUGAAGUCGCACGAAACGCAUCUCGAGAACGUCAAGCGCAACGUUCCUCUGUACAACUUCAUCAAGCGAUUGCGAGACGUUCGAGCAAUGAACAACGAAGACCCAGUGUAUUUGGGUUAA